ACCGCUGCGGGCCGUCGCAACGCAGCAACCGCAAUCCUUGAGCCGAAUUCUCAUUCCAUGUUCUCCGAGCGUUUGGUCUUAAGAAAGAUGCAGCCCACCGUGGAUACGUCUUUCCUUUGCUCCGCCUCUAUUGUAGUCGCAACACCUCCUGGAGGGGUCGGGGUUCUACCAAUGGGUUGCUCAAGGGAGAGAGAGAGAGAGUCGCCAGGACAACGGGUCGAGACUAAAUUAGCAUCCAGGCUAUCUCCGCGUCGGAGGACUUUGAUGCCAGGUGUGACAUGCUAUCGGGGGCUCAAGACCGAACACGAGAGUCUGGCGAAGCCUGUCAAGCCUGUUAUCUGGACCACCGGAAACGGAAUCAAUACUCACAGAAGUCAAGCCGCGAUUCGGACUGGGGACGCACGUAUAAGAGCGUGUCCACAGCAAUUGAGAACAGCAUCAAUUUCAUUCCACACCAGUCCUUCCUUCCUCCCGAUUUCCGAAUCCAACAGCAUGUUUUCCACCGCCACUCUCGUUCAGUUCAUCGCGCUCGCAGCGUUUGCUGCAGCGGCUCCGACCAACGGUACGAUCGCCGAGCGCGGAGCUUGCAUCGUCAACAGCGUCGCCAGCUCGAAGAGCUUGUCGAGCUGCACCACGGUGACCAUCGAGCCGUUCACUGUUCCCGCCGGUCAGACGGUGACGAUCGCGGCAGCCAAGGGCGCAGUGGUCACCAUGACCGGUGAUGUCGUCUUCUCCAAGACCAGCACUGCCGGCCCGCUUUUCAUCAUCAACACUCCGAGUGUCACUUUCAACGGCGCCGGCCACAAAAUCAACGGAAACGGCGCCUCGUACUGGGACGGGAAGGGAACCAACGGCGGCUCCUUCAAGCCCCACCCCUUCGUGAAGCUCCAGGGCUCUGGAACGUUCGAGUCGUUCACCGUCCUCAACUCUCCGGCCCAAGCCAUCUCGGUUGGCACCAACGCGGCCAGCACCAUCAAAGGCGUCACCGUCGAUAACUCGGCCGGUGCGAGCCUCGGCCACAACACCGACGGGUUCGACAUCAGCGCGUCAGACGUGACUGUGAGCGGCUGCACGGUCCACAACCAGGACGACUGUGUCGCUGUCAACUCUGGAAACAACAUUGCGUUCUCGAACAACGUCUGCACAGGCGGACACGGAAUUUCGAUCGGGUCGAUUGCCACGGGCAAGUCGGUCACUAACUUCCGCGCGACCGGCAACCACGUGUCAAACUCGAAAUACGGGAUCCGCAUCAAGGUGCAGGAAGCCGCCACCAACGCCAAGGUGUCUGGUGUGACUUACCAGGGCAACGUCCUGACCGGCAUCUCUGACUUCGGUGUGCUCAUCUCUCAGAGCUACCCCGUCGAGGACGGUCCCAAGGUCGGAACCGGCGGCCCCAUCUCCAACGUCAACUUCGACGGCGCUGCGACCACGGUGGCUGUUGGCUCCAGCGGACUCGGACUCGUCGUGAACUGUGGCGCCUGCACUGGCGCAUGGGACUUCUCCGGCCUCUCUAUCUCCGGCGGCAAGGGACACAAGGUCGCCGCGAACAACGCCAAGAUUUCUGGCGGAAAAUUCUAGAUCUCGCGACCUGACCUCGCUUGUCACUCCUUAUCAACCCCACACUCUUUUUCACUACUUAAUUCACCCCCUCCCAGCUGCCGAGCGCGGCCGCCCCUAGAGAACCACUUCUACUCUCCUAGUCAA
Mycena citricolor is the source of this 1704-nucleotide messenger RNA. NCBI's taxonomy places the organism in Eukaryota, Fungi, Basidiomycota, Agaricomycetes, Agaricales, Mycenaceae. The record is from the annotation of a GenBank genome assembly.